CAGUAAAUCAUGGGAUGGAACUAAGAGCUCCUAUUAUUGUAAGCCUGAUCUUGAUGUUGCUACCAGAUGGAAUAGCACAUUUUUAAUGCUGGAAAAAUUUAAACAUAUGCAUGAAGAACUUAAUUAUCCUAUGUAUAAAGCAACUAAAAUGCUAUCAUCUUCAUCAUACCCAACUGUUAGUGAUAUUUGGUUAACUUUCAUAGGAAUUUUGAAUGAGUUAGAAAGAUAUUUAGCUUUACCAUCAGUAUCUUCAGAUUCAUUACUUUGGUGGAGCCAAUAUGAAGAUAAAUUUCCA
Entrophospora candida is the source of this 295-nucleotide messenger RNA. The record is from the annotation of a GenBank genome assembly. Lineage: Eukaryota; Fungi; Glomeromycota; Glomeromycetes; Entrophosporales; Entrophosporaceae.